ACACGAGCAAGACAUGUGCCACAACCCGUCGAUCGGCCGACGACGACUACCUCGCGUCGACGCUGCGACCAAACGAGAUGGCAACGCUCCAAAUGCUCCAGAUUGACGCCGACGCCAUCGUUCUCUGCGGCACCAAGCCACUCGCGUCUGGUGCGUACGGCGACGUCUGGCGCGGGAUCUACGCCCACACCACGGUCGCUCUCAAGCGCGUCAAGCACCCCUCGCCCACCUCCGUCCACGCGUUUAUCCACGAAAUUCUGCUCCUCCACACGCUCGAGAGCCCGUACAUUGUCCGUUUGCUGGGCGUGCGCUGGCGCCGCCUCAUGGACAUGGAGGCCAUCGUCGAGUACUGCGACCUCGGCGACCUGCGCAGCUUCCUCGCCGCGUCGACUGUGGACAAUGUGUCGUGGGCGACGAAGGCGUUGAUCCUCGAGAACGUCGUGUACGGGCUCGUCUUUUUGCACACGUUUGAGCCCGUGAUCAUCCACCGCGAUCUCAAGUCGCGCAAUGUGCUCUUGGAUUCCAAGACUGGCACGAAACUCAGCGACUUUGGCACGUCCCGCAUCCUCGACGACCAAAAGACGCUCACGAACGGCAUUGGCACGUUCCAGUGGAUGGCGCCCGAGGUCAUUCUUGGCACCGAGUAUACGGUGGCCGCCGACAUUUACUCGUUUGGUGUCAUCUUGUCCGAAAUGAGUACGCACGAGGUUCCCUACAGCGACGCGCUCAAUGCGUCGUCCGGCCGAGCGCUGAGUCAGCAAGCCAUUUUGUCCAAAGUCGCAUCCGGUGCACUGCGACCCACGUUUGCGGCGGCGGCACCACCAUGGCUGCUGGACGUCGGCACGCGAUGCUUGUCGCUCGACCCGACGCAGCGACCGACGACGCUCGAGCUGACCGUGCUGGUCCGCAACUUUGUCCUAGCUGUCGCCGAGCACGAUAGGUGCGAGUGAUGAGUAGUGUAAUUUGAUAGAAACCACGAUCGUGACUGUUGUCGUACGGGU
Messenger RNA from Saprolegnia parasitica CBS 223.65, 1001 nucleotides. Its product is annotated as TKL protein kinase. The record is from RefSeq and is a predicted model, not a curated record. The transcript has 3 exons. The coding region runs from base 78 to 950 and encodes 290 amino acids. NCBI's taxonomy places the organism in Eukaryota, Oomycota, Saprolegniomycetes, Saprolegniales, Saprolegniaceae. Gene Ontology annotation, molecular function: ATP binding; protein kinase activity. Gene Ontology annotation, biological process: protein phosphorylation.